GAUCCAUAUUUAUUAUCAGGUUACACAAAUGAUAAGGACGUAUGUACGAUAAACAAAAGUUUAUUUCUUGCAGUUUAAAUUCGUCAAUAAAUCGCUAGUGGAGUAGAGUAAAACCAUGUGGGUCUUGGGAAAUCUUAACAUAAUAAUGGGACUCAUGGAGUCAUUGACAUCCAUGAUGCCCGAGUUUCCCGACGAUGCUCUUGUUAAUUACAAAGUUAAUUCGCGAUCGCUCGUUGAACUCGAAAGAAUAAAUGCCGCUAAGGACGGACACUUUCCUGAUGAUUUUAUUUUUGGUGUUUCAACGUCUGCUUAUCAAACUGAAGGAGCUUGGAACAUUUCCGGUAAAGGAGAGUCAAUAUGGGAUUACGUUACUCAUAAUUCCCCAGAAAUAGUCAUCGACAAAUCAAAUGGUGAUAUUGCUGCUAAUUCAUAUUAUAUGUAUAAAACGGACAUCGAUCUAGCUAAACAAGUUGGUUCCAAUGCCUUCAGAAUAUCUUUAUCGUGGCCAAGAAUUUUGCCAACCGGUUUUCCGAACCGUGUCAACGCCGAAGGUAUCAAGCAUUACAACGACGUUAUCAAUGAAAUGAUCAGCAAAAAUAUAACGCCUGUUGUCACUCUGUACCACUGGGACCUACCCAAGGAAUUAAAUGAUCUCGGCGGGUGGACCAAUCCACUGAUCGUUGACUGGUUCGUUGACUAUGCGAGGGUCGUUUUCCAAGCAUUCGGUGAUAGGGUAAAAUACUGGAUGACUGUUAAUGAACCAACAGUUUAUUGUGUUUAUGGUUACGGAGGUAAGAUGGUGCCUUUUGUGAACCAUUCGGGUAUAGCUGACUAUUUAUGUGGGCAUCAUAUGUUACUCGCACAUGCAAAAGCACAUAAAAUGUAUAAAAAUGAAUUUGCUCAGCAACAAAAAGGUAAAGUGGGAAUAUCAAUAUCUGUACCCUGGGCAGUAGGUUCAAACCCAGAAGACGUUGAAGAAUCAGAAGGAGUUGAAAGAUGGUUCAGUUUCUUGGCCUCGUGGUUCCUCAACCCGCUCUUCAGCUACGAUGGCGACUACCCGGAAGUUAUGAAAAAUAUAAUUAAGGAGAAUAGUCUGAAGCAAGGAUUCUCAAAGUCGAGAUUACCGAAAUUUACUACCGAAGAAGUCGAGAUGGUUAAGAACUCGACGGACUUCUUGGGAUUGAAUUUUUACCACGCGGUGAGAGUUGAGAAGUGGACUGAUUACGACGUCAAUACUACAGUGUCUUUCUUUGGGGACAUUGGUAUGCUGGAAGUGCCGGCUAAUGAACACGCGGCUGCUUUUAGUGAUCGCAGCACACCCUGGGCCUUUGUCGCAAUGAUCCAAAAAAUAAACAAAGACUUCAACAUCCCAAUGAUAAUGAUAACCGAGAACGGUUACUGGGACCGCGGGCAACUGGCCGACAUUGGCCGAGCCAAGUACUACCACCAGCACCUCAGCGAGCUCCCGGGUCUCAUCGCCCAGGGUAUCAACAUCCGCGGCUACUUCGCCUGGUCUCUGAUCGACAACUUCGAGUGGGCCGCCGGCUACACUCAGAAGUUUGGUAUUUUUUCCGUCGACUACACCGUCCCCGAGCGCACUCGCAUUCCCAAGAUAUCCACCAAAGUAAUCAGCGACUUCUACAAGACGAAAAAAAUUCCCCUCUUCCUCUGGUCGCUCAAUGAGGUCGAGUUCGACAUCAACAUCAGUCAGUAAUUUGCCAAAA
This is a messenger RNA of Microplitis demolitor, 1724 nucleotides long. Its product is annotated as myrosinase 1. The transcript is spliced from 7 exons. Lineage: Eukaryota; Metazoa; Arthropoda; Insecta; Hymenoptera; Braconidae. Gene Ontology annotation, biological process: carbohydrate metabolic process. Gene Ontology annotation, molecular function: beta-glucosidase activity. The record is from RefSeq and is a predicted model, not a curated record. Bases 116 to 1714 code for a protein of 532 amino acids.